Micromonas commoda is the source of this 1680-nucleotide messenger RNA. RefSeq lists its product with no specific name. NCBI's taxonomy places the organism in Eukaryota, Viridiplantae, Chlorophyta, Mamiellophyceae, Mamiellales, Mamiellaceae. Bases 1 to 1680 code for a protein of 559 amino acids. The transcript has a single exon. The record is from RefSeq and is a predicted model, not a curated record.
AUGCGAGUUUCCGUUUGCAUUUCCCAUCUCCGAUUUAGACACGCCACGGUGACGCGGUCAUGGAAGGGGCGACCUCAAAUUCGACCCUACCUCCAGGAAUCUGACUGGACCACUGUGCAUGACGAGCCAAUCCCAUCGGUCCGAAAUUUUGUGACACACGACGGCUUGAAAGGUCGGCAGCUUUUUGACGGCGAGCCCACCACGGACGACGCCAGACCUCGGGGCAGGGGCGGCGACACCGCCCGAGCUGGCCCAAAGGGUACCGCCUCCAGGCGUCAGAGGAAUCUCAGAGGGGUACAGGAACGGGCCCGGCCCAUCGUCGGUCCGGACCGCGGCUCCGCGCGUCGGCGAGCACCGUCACAUCGCAGCGGUGCCUCGAGAAAACGCUCUUUAUCUGGUGGGGGAAAGUUCGUCAUGCCGUCGAAGACGAAGGACACAGCCGCUCCGAAAGAGGGCGCCGGCGUAAAGUCCGUCCCCGUCGUCGUUCCUCCCGGCUGGAAACCGAAGAAGAAGGGAUACUGCAUACACGACCGGCAAAAGUCAAAAUGCAGGGACUGCGGUGGAGGCUCCGUGUGCGUCCACGGGAGGAGGAAGAGGCAAUGCAAGGAGUGCGGAGGCGCGGGGAUAUGCCAACACAAUCGUCAGCGUUCACAGUGCAAGGAUUGCGGCGGCGUUUCGAUUUGUCCGCACCGUCGUCGGCGUACGAUGUGCAAGGAAUGCGGCGGCGCGCACAUCUGCCGGCACGGCAAGGAGAAGUCGAAAUGCAAAGAGUGCGGAGGAAUAUCGUUGUGCUCGCACGGUAGAGUCAAGUCGCAGUGCAAGGAGUGCGGAGGGUCUGGAUUCUGCGAGCACGGUCGUCGUCGGACCCAGUGCGUAGAUUGCGGCGGCGGGGGCUUGUGCCAACACAAUAAGCAGAGGUCACGGUGCAGGUGGUGCAGGGAUCUGGGAAUUGUCGGCGACGUUCCGAUGCCUAAACCAGCGCCGAACGAGGCGGUCCACGAUCCGCGCUCCUUUGAUGCGGAUCCCAACGUAUCGGACGCGCCGGCGGCGGCGAUGACGGAAGUGCCGGCGGCGAUGGUGGAAGCGCCAGCGGCGGCGGAAACGGCGGCGGCGAUGGCAGAAGCGCCGGCGGCGGAAGCGGCGGCGGCGUUGGCGGAAGUGCCGGCGGCGAUGGCGGAAGUGCCGGCGGCGAUGGAGGACGCGGCGGCGGCGAUGGCGGAUCCCGAAGUCUCGGACGCGCCAGCGCUGGAAGCGACCGAUCUGGCGCGGGUCGAGCCGAAGGUGGACUUGACCUCGGAGUCGCAGGGCGAGGCGAUCAAAUCUGGAUCUGUGGGUGAAUCUUUGAGACGCAUUUCCGAGAACGAGGUGACGAGAUCCGAUCGGGUCGAUCGCAUGGGAGUGUUGUGUCCGCACAAGAAGUUUGCGUCGGAGUGUCCGAUUUGCAUCGGCGCGGGGAUCCUCGCUGCGCUGACAUCGGGGAACGUACCGGAUCCGGAGGGUCCGAGCGCGCCAAGGACAGAUGUGGAAGCCGAAGAGGCCAAAGGGGACGAUCACACCUCCGCAGAUCCCACGCCGUCUGAGACACCGUCAUCACCAAAGUCGCCAAAGAGGCCGGCACCCCCAAGGCGGACAACGGCGUUCGCAAUGGAUUCGCUGUUUAGUUCGACAUACCGACGUUGA